UUUCAGUUUCCGUGGCUCCUCUUUAACUUGCGUGAUUGUUUUUGCAAGGUUUUUGUUGCAGCCAUGGCCUCUAUUUGUCACUCAAAAUCUCAUCAUUGUUUCUAUUCGAUUUGGCUUUGCUCUGUUGCUCUCUCUUUGCUCCCUCCCUUGGCUUCCUCCUACCUGUAUUCUGAUGAUAAAAGGGAUGGCUUGUUUCCAGAAAUAUUAAGAGACGAGGCUGUGGCUAGGCUGAAUGAACUUGGAAAGGUGAGUGAUGCUGAUGGGUAUCUUGAGAGGACAUUCAUGAGCCCGGCUGCAGUGAGGGCUGGGAAGCUUCUUGGCGAAUGGAUGGAAGAUGCUGGUUUGAGAACGUGGGUGGACCAAAUGGGCAAUGUUCAUGGUCGGACUGAGGGGAUGAAUAUGACUUCUGAUGCUCUGCUGAUUGGUUCUCAUUUGGAUACUGUUGUUGAUGCUGGAAUGUUUGAUGGGUCAUUAGGCAUAAUCUCGGCCAUAUCUGCAUUGAAGGUUUUGAAUAGCACUGGGAUGUUGGGGAAACUUAAGCGUCCUGUUGAGGUGAUUGCUUUUAGUGAUGAGGAAGGUGUGCGGUUUCAGUCUACUUUCUUAGGGAGUGGUGCUGUAGCUGGCAUUUUACCAGUGACAACAUUGCAGACAUCUGAUAAGAGUGGUGUAACAGUGCAAGAUGCUCUGAAGAAGCACUCCAUAGACAUUGCAGAAGAAAGUUUGUCACUUCUCAAGUAUGAUCCAUCAUCAGUCUGGGGUUACAUUGAGGUUCAUAUUGAACAAGGGCCUGUACUGGAAUAUGUCGGUUUCCCUCUCGGAGUAGUUAAAGGCAUAGCCGGACAGACAAGAUUGAAGGUUACUGUAAGAGGUUCACAAGGGCAUGCUGGAACAGUUCCAAUGUCGAUGCGGCAGGAUCCAAUGGCUGCUGCAGCAGAGUUAAUUGUAGUGCUCGAAAGCCUUUGCAAGCAUCCUAAAGAUUAUCUGUUUUAUGAUGGUGAUUCUGAUGCUACCACCUUGGAAUCAUUAUCUAGUUCUCUUGUUUGUACUGUUGGAGAGAUAUCAACAUGGCCUGGUGCAAGCAAUGUCAUUCCAGGACAGGUUACAUUCACAGUGGAUAUACGAGCGAUUGAUGACAAGGGACGAGGGGAUGUCCUUCAUGAAUUAUCUAAUCGAAUGUAUCAAAUAUGUGAAAGGCGUUCGGUUUCUUGCAUCAUUGAACGGAAGCACAAUGCAAAUGCAGUGAUUUGCAAUUCCGAAUUAAGUUCACAGCUGAAGUCUGCAGCCCAUGCUGCAUUAAAGAAAAUGACAGGUAAGGCUCAACAUGAAGUUCCUGUUCUAAUGAGCGGUGCAGGGCAUGAUGCAAUGGCCAUGGCUGAUUUAACCAAGGUCGGAAUGUUAUUUGUUCGUUGUCGUGGAGGAAUAAGUCACUCCCCUGCUGAACAUGUAUUAGAUGAUGAUGUCUGGGCUGCUGGUAUGGCUGUUCUAGCAUUUCUUGAAACUCAUAUAGGCUGAGAUGAGAGGACCUACUUUGGAACAGUUGGCUGGGCCAAUAGUUGCCGCUGAUGAACAACGUGGGACAUUCUUGGGUGCAUAGAAGGGGCAUGUUGUGUACAAGUGUAUACGAGGUCCACCACCUUCUGAACGACCGUGGCUUCUGGAAUGUUGGAAGAAGAAGAAGAAGAUAUGCAAGGAUCCAAGACGUCCAGGUAGUGAUGUGAGAGCACCAAAGGUGUGGCCCAUUCGAAUGUACUCUGCCAGCCCAUUGAAUCAACUGCCUGGGCAGGCCUGUACCUGCUCAGGAUAUCCAGAAGUAGAACUCCAAAGCUGUAAACAUCACUUUUUGUUGUAAGCUCAUUCCUAUAAACAAAUUCUGGAGCAAGGUACCCAUAUGUGCCACCUGCCAUUACAGUCC
Messenger RNA from Mangifera indica (mango), 1912 nucleotides. RefSeq names its product allantoate deiminase 2. Gene Ontology annotation, molecular function: hydrolase activity, acting on carbon-nitrogen (but not peptide) bonds, in linear amidines. The coding region runs from base 64 to 1512 and encodes 482 amino acids. The record is from RefSeq and is a predicted model, not a curated record. Lineage: Eukaryota; Viridiplantae; Streptophyta; Magnoliopsida; Sapindales; Anacardiaceae. The transcript has 13 exons.